AUGGCAGCGCUGCGAAGGGCAAGGCCAAGAAAAAGAACAAGGCCAAUCCCAAGGAGCGUCGGAGGCAGAAGCGCAAAGCUGAGGCGAUCGAAGCCAAGCAGUUGCUGCCUUCGCACUUCGAGACUGCUGGCCAUUCGCAUCUGGCGCUGCAGCGUGAUCUCAUCAGUGACCUCAAUGCCUUGCACACCUUGUUGGUCGAGCUGCAGACUGCGUGCAAGUGGUACACUGAGAAUGCGCCGAGCUGGGUGCGGAAGAAGGCGCCGUUCCCCUUCCCGCAUUUUCCAUCGUCUCCGAGCGUGUGGUAUUCGGCGAAGACUCAGAAGGAUGCCCGCAGCAUUAUGUCUGGUCUCAUCGCUGAGGUCCACGGGGCGAGCAAUCUGGCGAAGCGUGGCUACGAGUUGUGCGUGUACUACCACAAGAUGA
Molecule: messenger RNA, 423 nt
Organism: Symbiodinium sp. CCMP2456
Lineage: Eukaryota; Dinophyceae; Suessiales; Symbiodiniaceae
Source: the annotation of a GenBank genome assembly